This is a messenger RNA of Epinephelus fuscoguttatus (brown-marbled grouper), 980 nucleotides long. RefSeq lists its product as uncharacterized. The record is from RefSeq and is a predicted model, not a curated record. Gene Ontology annotation, molecular function: ubiquitin protein ligase binding; protein tag activity. Gene Ontology annotation, biological process: protein ubiquitination; modification-dependent protein catabolic process. The transcript is spliced from 2 exons. Lineage: Eukaryota; Metazoa; Chordata; Actinopteri; Perciformes; Serranidae. Gene Ontology annotation, cellular component: cytoplasm; nucleus. The coding region runs from base 151 to 618 and encodes 155 amino acids.
GAGUUCAGCAGCUGAGGCUGAGACUAUAUAAACGGGUGAGUUCAAACCUCAGUCAGCUGCUCCUGAACAUCUUCUGAUAUCCUGUCACCGCCUGAAGACGAAGACAUUUGCAGAGGAAUUUAUAAAAGUGAACUCAAGACCUCUCUCAUCAUGGAUAUAACCAUCGUUAUGCUGAACGGGACUUCCCACACACUGAGCGUGCAACCAGGGGACACAGUGGGCUCUCUGAAACAACGCAUCCAGAGCAAGUUUGGAGUCCCCUGUGAGAAGCAGAAGCUGAUGUUUGUGAAUGGUCAGAAGACUCACCUGAGCAAUGACUUACUACCCAUCAGCUCCUACGGUUUGCACCCCGGUGCCAGGGUGUCCCUGCUGGUGAUCGAGCCGCCGACCAUCCAGGUGUUCGUCAGAAACGAGAAGGGGAAGCUCAACACCUAUGACAUCAAAGCUGACGAGACUGUGGACAAUUUAAAGAGCAGGGUCCAGAGCAGAGAGGGGGUCCCGGUGAGCCAGCAGAGGCUCAUUCACCAGGGCAGAGAGAUGGCGGGGGGCAAACUGGCGGACUACAACGUCACUGCCAACAGCACCAUCGACCUGAAUCUGCGUCUGAGGGGAGGCUGAGGACAGGCUAUUGACUCUGAAGGUUCAUACUCUGAACAUUCCUGAUUAUCAUAUAGUAUUAAAAAAUUAUUUUCUGAAGCCUAUUAUUUUUUUCAUUAAUUAUUAAUGGAAAUGAUCACAAUCCCAUGUCUUAUUUAUUUGUAUUUUCAUUUUGAACAAAAAAAAAAAAAAUCAAUGCAUUCCUCCUGUGUGUAAUCAUGCAUGUCUUAAAAACUUGUUAAGACUUAAUUUGGCAAUAGAAUAUGUUAUUCUCAGGACAAAGCACGUUGUACUUUAAUUUAAAAAAUACACCUUGUCAUUGGGAUUUGUUAACUGGACACUGUUUAAAAAAAAUAAUAAAGUUCAAAAUGUACUGAAAGUCA